UCUUCGAAUACAACCGCGAUGUAUAGCCUUCUCGGCCCCGCUCUAUUUGCGUCUCUCGUUGCGGCCCAUGGCCAUGUCACCAACAUCGUUAUUAACGGUGUCUCCUUUGAUGGGUGGGACAUAAACAGUUAUCCUUAUGCGCAAUCGCCUCCAGUAGUGGUGGCUUGGGGUACCCCAAACACUGCCAACGGCUUCGUUUCUCCGGAUGCGUACAAGUCCUCCGACAUUAUCUGCCACCUUAAUGCUACUAAUGCUAAAGGUCACGCUGUAGUAGCUGCCGGUGAUAAAGUCUUUCUUCAGUGGACUCCCAACUGGCCAGAAUCGCACCAUGGACCGAUCAUUGAUUAUCUCGCUAGUUGCGGCGCAGGUGGCUGCGAAACCGUGGAUAAAACCACGCUCAAGUUCUUCAAGAUUGACGGUGUCGGGCUAGUUGAUGAAACCAAUGUCCCCGGCAUCUGGGCCGAUGAUCAGCUCAUAGCCCAAAAUUCGGGAUGGAUGGUCGAGAUUCCUUCCACCAUCGCCCCUGGACAUUAUGUCUUGAGACAUGAAAUGCUCGCACUCCAUGGCGCAGGCACUGAGGGUGGGACCCAGAAUUAUCCCCAAUGCUUCAACCUACAAAUCACCGGCUCUGGGACAGACCAGCCAUCAGGUGUCUUAGGUACUGAUUUGUACAGCCCAACGGAUCCUGGUAUUCUUUUGAACAUUUACACAUCUCUGUCAACCUAUAUUGUCCCAGGGCCAACUCUUUACAGUGGUGCGGUCUCAAUUACACAAACCACCUCGGCAAUUACCGCCUCUGGUACACCAGUGACAGGGACAGGCGGUGCUACCGGCGGCGCAACUACAACCUCAACCUCCAAGACCACUACUAGCACGACACUGGUGACAUCUACCCGUACUACCACUACUACUACCAGCAAGGUCACCACUACCACUGCUGCUGGAGGGGGCGGAGCAACCCAGACUCUCUACGGACAGUGCGGAGGAGACAAUUGGACAGGACCAACGGCAUGUGCAUCGCCAGCGGCCUGUUCUUCGUCAAACCAGUGGUAUUCUCAGUGUCUUCCAACUGCUGCUUAA
Molecule: messenger RNA, 1080 nt
Organism: Penicillium vulpinum
Lineage: Eukaryota; Fungi; Ascomycota; Eurotiomycetes; Eurotiales; Aspergillaceae
Product: putative endo-1,4-beta-glucanase
Exons: 4
Biological process (GO): carbohydrate metabolic process
Cellular component (GO): extracellular region
Molecular function (GO): cellulose binding
Source: RefSeq, a predicted model, not a curated record